CAGCGGAGGAAACCCUGUGCCGUGAGCAGCCAUCUUGGAUAGACAGAUCACUUGAGCCAGGAUAACCUGCAUUCCUCAUCUGAACAGCUCAAGAUCACAAAGCUCAAAAGACUUAAUAUCUGAGCCACAAUGGCCACCGCACCGUACAACUACUCCUACAUUUUCAAAUACAUCAUUAUCGGGGACAUGGGGGUAGGGAAGUCAUGUUUGCUUCACCAGUUCACAGAAAAGAAAUUCAUGGCGGAUUGCCCCCAUACGAUUGGCGUGGAGUUUGGUACAAGGAUAAUUGAGGUGAGCGGCCAGAAGAUCAAGCUGCAGAUUUGGGACACAGCGGGGCAAGAGCGCUUCAGGGCCGUCACCCGCUCCUACUACCGCGGGGCUGCAGGGGCACUCAUGGUCUACGACAUCACCAGGAGAAGCACGUACAACCACCUCAGCAGCUGGCUGACUGAUGCCAGGAACCUCACCAACCCCAAUACUGUGAUCAUUCUCAUAGGAAACAAAGCGGACCUGGAGGCCCAGAGGGAUGUGACGUAUGAAGAAGCGAAGCAGUUUGCUGAGGAGAAUGGUCUGUUGUUUCUGGAAGCCAGUGCAAAAACAGGUGAAAACGUCGAGGACGCCUUCCUGGAAGCUGCUAAGAAGAUCUACCAGAACAUCCAAGAUGGCAGCCUGGACCUGAAUGCCGCCGAGUCGGGGGUCCAGCACAAGCCCUCGGCCCCUCAGGGCGGCCGGCUAACCAGCGAACCACAGCCCCAGAGGGAAGGCUGCGGAUGCUAAUGACCAAGCAAACCCCCUUCAUCUUAUCUUCCCCUCUCUCUGUCUCUCUCUCUCUCUCCGUCUGUCCUGCCCACCCUCCUUCAACCACUCCCCCCCUCCUCCAUCCAUUCCUCCACCUCCGUACGUUCAUCCACCCUCUUCCCUCACUGCACCAGGAGCUGCAUGAGAGCAGGGCUGCGGAGGGAAGGAACGGGGGACGGAUAUCGACUUGAGCCAGACUGAGCUGGGCUGUGUGGACUACAUCUCUCCCCUCUUCUUCCUCCUCUCUGCCUGUCUGUCUCCCUUUGUUGCUGUCUCACUCCUCCUCUCUAAACUCUGUCAGUGUGUUGUUGUCCCAUAACUCUCCUCUUUCGCUCCCCUCUGCUCCUCCUGCACCAUUCAGCCUAGUUACCCCCCCGUCAUAGAAUGGUAGACGCCACCAUGCAUCACACGGGUUACUGACACUUUAGAUAGAUGUAACGUUCAUACGAUAAUGAUAAACCGAGACUGUUUUUUAUGUUUGGUUUUAUAGCUAUAUAUGACAUGUAAACACUGCAUUAAGUUUCACCCGCCACUGAUCAGUUCUGUACGAAUCCAGUCUAAAUUAUACCCUCAAAUUCCCGACGUCUCUCCUGCAUGGUUUACCAGUUCAGCGUUUUAUUGAGACAUGCGGGUGUGAUAUGUCGCUCGUUAAUUCUGGAGGGAUCAGACAGUGAAGGCCAUGAAGUAUCAUGCAGCCACACAGGUAAAGGCACUUAAACGUGUGUCAAAGAAUGUGUAGCCAAGUGAAGCAGGAUUCAAACCCGCUUGUGGCUUUUGAUUCUGCUUCUGCUGCUCGGCACCAAGAAAGUUCCUUUGCCAGAUGUGGCGACCCUGACGUUCUCAGGGGAGAGAGGGGAAAAAAAUCAAGAAAACUCGGAAUUACCCACAAUUUCCUUGUACGCAAUUCCUUGGUCUCUCCUCUGAGAUAUCACAGGAAGGAGUACUGGGUGUUUUCCAGCUCGUCUGUGUGUGUGUUUGUGAGUGUCUGUGUGUCAAGAAGUUGGAUGGAAGUUUGAUUCGACUUAAAAAAAAGAAAAGGCUUUUGUGUUUUUGAUGGAAAGAUUCAUUCACAUUGGUUUCUUUGCACCAGCUCUCCCUCUCCUCACCCGUCCGACCCCAAAACUCCCCCCCCAAGUCAUAUCAACAGAUUCUGUCUUUACCAGCAUUUUCUUUGUCAUUGUUUGUUGCCUUAUUAUAAUUAAUGUUAAUACUCUUUAAUCUUUGUGUCGCUGCACUUGCUCUUCACACUGCUGUCGGGACUCACCCCGAGUCAAUAAACCUACUCUUUUUAGAUUAACGAUUGCAUUUUACUGGAGGAUAACAUCAAAAAUGCAAGCGGUGGCUCACACGGUCAAAAUAUCUCAAAAGUUAUCAGCAGCAUGGUCUUAAAACUGUCAACACUCCUUUAUCUCAAGUGCUGCACUGAAGAGCUGAUCUGUUGUUCAUUUGGGCGGUUGUUCCUCUGCCUUGUAUAUUACAACACCAAGCAGCAUGCCCCCCCCACCCCCCACCCCGGAAACACAGUGACAUUGUCAAAAUCCAAUUUUAUUUUAUUUUUUUUUUUCAAGUACAAUUUUUCUGUACCAUAGAGUGAUUCCCUAAUUGGACAGCUGUAUAUAUUGCUUCUUAACUAUUGGUGAUGACCUUGCUACUUGGGAUUUAGAAAUUUAUUUGCUGGCUCUGCCAAGAUCUGUACAGUUGAUGUGCUAGUGGGUUGCCUGUAAUUCAUGCUUGGGAAAUUCUGUAACAUAGUUUCUAUUAAUAAAUGUAUGUAAAGGACAGACACCUAGACAUCCCCCCUCCAACCACCCCGUCUGCACACUACUGUACCCGUCGAUUGGUUGAGGGGAGAGGAAGUGGAUUGAGAUGAUGUGCAAACUAGUAUUUAUGUCUGCAAACUCUGAUUCCUCUCAUUUCUGUAUGGAGUGGAGAAUGGGGCACUUUUAUGUUUAUAUUCUUUUUUUUCUCCCCCCACCCCAUCAUCGCUCCUCCACGUGGGAGGGGCCUGCAUCGCUGUCUUAACUUUUGGGGAGUGGGGAUUGGUUUGUUAUUGUGGGAAGUUGGUGGGCUGGGUCUUCCUUUUUCCUGUGUCCCACCUCUUUGCAGUCUGAGUGACCACUUCCUGCUUUUGUCUGUCCACAAGUACAAAAAAAGUACAUAUGUAUAAAUUUUUAAGGAGCUGUGCUAACAUUUAAAUGCGUUCUUGAGUGUAUAUGAUUUUAAAAUGUUGACAUUUUGAUUUUAAUGACAAAAUACUCUAGACAGAAAAAAUAAAUUAUACAUAACCUGUU
This is a messenger RNA of Epinephelus fuscoguttatus (brown-marbled grouper), 3089 nucleotides long. It is a transcript of the gene rab14l, whose product is annotated as RAB14, member RAS oncogene family, like. Bases 130 to 777 code for a protein of 215 amino acids. The transcript has 8 exons. Gene Ontology annotation, biological process: phagosome maturation; Golgi to endosome transport; defense response to bacterium. Gene Ontology annotation, cellular component: phagocytic vesicle; trans-Golgi network; recycling endosome. NCBI's taxonomy places the organism in Eukaryota, Metazoa, Chordata, Actinopteri, Perciformes, Serranidae. Gene Ontology annotation, molecular function: GTPase activity; GTP binding. The record is from RefSeq and is a predicted model, not a curated record.